Cynocephalus volans (Philippine flying lemur) is the source of this 2301-nucleotide messenger RNA. It is a transcript of the gene RXFP1, whose product is annotated as relaxin family peptide receptor 1. Lineage: Eukaryota; Metazoa; Chordata; Mammalia; Dermoptera; Cynocephalidae. Gene Ontology annotation, biological process: hormone-mediated signaling pathway; activation of adenylate cyclase activity; adenylate cyclase-activating G protein-coupled receptor signaling pathway. Gene Ontology annotation, cellular component: plasma membrane. Bases 187 to 2301 code for a protein of 704 amino acids. The record is from RefSeq and is a predicted model, not a curated record. Gene Ontology annotation, molecular function: protein binding; G protein-coupled peptide receptor activity. The transcript is spliced from 17 exons.
GGGAGCGGACAGGACAUCAAGUGCCCCGUUGGCUACUUCCCCUGUGGCAAUAUCAGCAAGUGCUUGCCUCAGUUUCUGCAGUGUAACAGUGUGGAUGACUGUGGGAAUCAGGCCGAUGAAGACAACUGCGGAGACAACAAUGGAUGGGCUUUGCAACUGGAAAAAUAUUUGGCUGGUUCCUACAAAAUGACUCCCCCAUAUCCCUUUGAGGCAGAAACAUCUGAAUGCCCUUUUCAUUUCUUUCUUUUCAUCACCCUCCUCUUCCUGGUCCCUCACUGUCAUUACUUCUUACCACUUCCUCUUUAUUCAGUGCUUGGUUCUGUGCCCACGCAAUGUUUUUGCCGAGGUCUAGAGCUUCACUGUGAUGAAACCAAUUUACAAGCUGUUCCAUCAGUUUCUUCAAAUGUGACUGUAAUGUCACUUCAGUGGAACUUAAUAAGAAAACUUCCUCCUGAUGGCUUUAAAAAGUACCAUGAUCUUCAGAAGCUUUUCCUGCAAAACAAUAAGAUUAGAUCCAUAUCUAUCUCUGCUUUCAGAGGACUGCACAGCCUCACUAAACUGUAUCUCAGUCAUAACAGAAUAACCUUCCUGAAGCCGGGUGUUUUUGAAGAUCUCCACAGACUAAAAUGGCUGGUAAUUGAAGAUAAUCACCUCAGUCGAAUUUUCCCAGUAACGUUUUAUGGACUAAAUUCUCUUAUUCUCUUAGUGCUGCUGAAUAAUGUCCUCACCCAUCUGCCUGAUAAACCUUUUUGUCAGUACAUGCCAGAACUACUUUGGCUGGACUUCGAAGACAACCAUAUCCAGAAUUUAAGAAAUUCAACUUUCAUUUCCUGCAGUCAUUUAACUGUUUUGGUCCUGAGGAAAAACAAAAUUAAUCACUUAAAUGAAAAUCCUUUUGCACCUCUCCAAAAACUGAAUGAAUUGGAUUUAGGAAGUAACAAGAUUGAAAAUCUUCCACCAAAUGUAUUUAAGGAUCUGAAGGAGCUGUCACAAUUGAAUCUUUCCUAUAACCCAAUCCAGAAAAUUCAAGCAAACCAAUUUGAUUAUCUUGUCAAACUCAAGUCUCUCAGCCUAGAAGGAAUUGAGAUUUCAAAUAUCCAGCAAAGGAUGUUUAGCCCUCUUAUGAAUCUCUCUCACAUAUAUUUUAAGAAAUUCCAGUACUGUGGAUAUGCACCACAUGUUCGCAGCUGUAAACCAAACACCGAUGGAAUUUCAUCUCUAGAGAAUCUCUUGGCAAGCAUUAUUCAGAGAAUAUUUGUGUGGGUUGUAUCCGCAGUUACCUGCUUUGGAAACAUUUUCGUCAUUUGUACAAGACCUUAUAUCAGGUCUGAGAACAAGCUGCAUGCCAUGUCAAUCAUUUCUCUCUGCUGUGCUGACUGCCUAAUGGGUAUAUAUUUAUUUUUGAUUGGAGCCUUUGACUUAAAGUUUCGUGGAGAAUACAAUAAGCAUGCACAGCUAUGGAUGGACAGUACUCACUGUCACUUUGUGGGAUCUUUGGCCAUUCUGUCCACAGAAGUAUCAGUUUUACUUUUAACAUUCCUGACACUGGAAAAAUACAUCUGCAUUGUAUAUCCUUUUAGAUAUUUAAGACCUAGAAAAUGCAGAACAAUUACAUUUUUGACUCUCAUUUGGAUUACUGGGUUUAUAGUGGCUUUUAUUCCAUUGAGCAAUAAGGAAUUUUUCAAAAAUUAUUAUGGCACCAAUGGAGUAUGUUUCCCUCUUCAUUCAGAAGAUAAAGAAAGUACGGGAGCCCAGAUUUAUUCAGUGGCAAUUUUUCUUGGUAUUAACUUGGCAGCAUUUAUCAUCAUAGUUUUUUCCUAUGGAAGCAUGUUUUACAGUGUUCAUCAAAGUGCCAUAUCAACGGCUGAAAUACGGAAUCAAGUUAAAAAAGAAAUGAUUCUUGCCAAACGUUUUUUCUUUAUUGUAUUUACUGAUGCAUUGUGCUGGAUCCCCAUUUUUGUACUGAAAUUUCUUUCACUACUUCAGGUAGAAAUACCAGGCACCAUAACCUCUUGGGUAGUGAUUUUUAUUCUGCCUAUUAACAGUGCUUUGAACCCAAUUCUCUAUACUCUGACCACAAGACCAUUCAAAGAAAUGAUCCAUCAGUUUUGGUAUAAACAUAGACAAAGAAGAUCUAUUGAUAGCAAAGGAAGUCAAAAAACAUAUGCUCCAUCGUUCACCUGGGCAGAAAUGUGGCCACCGCAGGAAAUGUCACUUGAGUUAAUGAAACCGGAUGUUUUCACAGACCCCUGUGAAAUGUCACUAAUUUCUCAAUCAUCUAGACUCAAUUCUUAUUCAUAA